AUGCAACUACCGCAGCCCUUUAAUGCGCCGUCUACUAGUCCGCAAUUUGACCCGAAUUUCAGCUCGUUUCCCGUUUUGCCUGUGAUACCCCGUACAGCAGACACUGUUAACAACACAGCCAUGCAGCUGCCGUUUGUCCCAGCGAACCUACCCAACUUGCAAUCAUCACAGUCGCAAGCUUCGCUCGAUAAGCUCCCGUUCACCUCUUACGGUUUCCCGCCAAUGCCAGACUUGAACAACCCUGGAAAUAUAUUACCUUUCAUGCCUCCAAUGCCCCCAUUUCCUCCAAUGAACUUGGGUGUUUCCAGUCCAGCAUUGGUACCACCAAUCUUCGGCGGAUUUCCGUUCUGUCCCUUCGACCCGAUGUAUCCUACAGCAGCUGGCUCUGCUGGAGGCACUUCUCAAGGACCAACACCGCAACCAUUGCUCCCAAUUCCACCGCGUGAUCGGAAAUCUAAAACCCCGGAGCCUCCUGCGCCGACUAAGGAGUACCUGGCGCAAUCAUUGUUGCCACCGAAACUACAUCCCAGCCGUCAACCUCUACUAGUCAUUCUUGACCUGAACGGCACCCUGAUAUUUCGAAAGCAUCGACGUCUGCCCCCUUCUUUCGCAAAAAGGACGGGCUUGGACCAGUUCUUGGACGCUUUGCUGAACAACUACAAAGUCAUGAUCUGGUCCAGUUCGCAACCAGAGACGGUAAACGCAGUUUGCGAAAAGCUGUUUCCUGGCGAGAAAAGACACUCACUGGUAGCUGAAUGGGGCCGCGAUAAGUUGAAUCUCUCUCAAGCUCAGUACAGGUCAAAGGUGCAGGUCUACAAGACCCUAGAGACGGUGUGGAGCAAUAAAGAGAUUCAAGCCUCGUACCCCAGCUCCCAUCAGAAACGUCGGUCGAAAACGAAGAAAUGGGCGGCGCGGGGGAAAUCACGAUGGGACCAGACGAACACCGUUCUCAUCGAUGACAGCAAACUCAAAGCACUCAGCGAACCCUACAACAUCCUCGAGAUCCCGGAGUUCACAAACGCACCGGGAAUCGACGAGUCUCGCAUAUUUCCCAAAGUCCUGGAAUGCCUCGAGGCCCUAGCCCAGUACGACGACGUCAGCAAGUUGCUCCAGCUUUGGAACUCGAAGCUGGCGGCAAGCAACACAAUCCUUGAUCUUGACAUCGGGGUGAAUCAGUCUCCACAACAGCAAAACGGAGGUUCUUCGACGACGCCGUCAACACCCCAGGAAAUAGCCCAGGCACGCAAGGAAAGACGAAGAGCUCGCAAACAGGAGAAAAAAGCGGCGCGACGGGCUGCUGCCGCUAUCGGCGCUGCACCUGCGAGCCUACCCACUGCCGCUGCUGUUUCUGCCAUAACAGCUGAGGGGGUCAACAAAGGAGCCACUCCGACCGGCAGCACCCCAGCUAAUCCGGGUGACGACAGUGCUAUCCCGACAGCUACAGCUGUGCCGCAAUCGCAUACUAGACGUUCUCCGUCUCCCGCUUCCUCAGUGCAAUCGGAGAACUACCUUCUCGAUCGCCUCGAGGAGUCGUUGAAUGUUCGCCACGACUGA
Aspergillus thermomutatus is the source of this 1554-nucleotide messenger RNA. RefSeq names its product NIF domain protein. Lineage: Eukaryota; Fungi; Ascomycota; Eurotiomycetes; Eurotiales; Aspergillaceae. Gene Ontology annotation, molecular function: phosphoprotein phosphatase activity. The coding region runs from base 1 to 1554 and encodes 517 amino acids. The transcript has a single exon. The record is from RefSeq and is a predicted model, not a curated record.